Cryptotermes secundus is the source of this 786-nucleotide messenger RNA. RefSeq lists its product as uncharacterized. The record is from RefSeq and is a predicted model, not a curated record. Lineage: Eukaryota; Metazoa; Arthropoda; Insecta; Blattodea; Kalotermitidae. The annotation marks the transcript as partial. The transcript is spliced from 7 exons.
GAGAUUUACGAAGGCAGUUCAAUAAGUGAAUAUUCAGCUGUAAAGUGUUAACCAGUAUUACAACAGUAUCUUCUGAUCUGUGGUUGAGAGAAGCUGAGCAACUCUUCAAAAUUCAUUCGUAUAUCUGUACAGCAAUAAGAACAUUAGCUUAUCUCCUUUCGCAAGAUGGGAAACACUUCUUAUGCUCAGAAACGUCGAAGUAUGAAGACCGGCAGCCCUCUUAUGGAUCUACGAACUAAUGGGAACAAGGUUCCCGUUCAAGAUGAUGUAGUACCUCUAAGGAAAGUGGGAGACCUUACUCAAGUGCCCAAGCAGGAAGUUGAAGAAACUCAGGUAAGGGCCAGCCGGGCGAGACCUGUGCAGGCGUCUCAGAACGCCAGGGGACAACGGCGUGUUGGGAGACGUCGUAUUGUGCACUUUCCUAUUCCCGAUUACAGUGACGUGAAGCCCAAAGUUGACAGUUGGAGGAAGAACUGGAGAAGUGGAGACAAAACAAGUGAGGUUCAUGAUGAUGUAGUAACUCCAAGGAAAGUGCGAGGCAGUUACCUUACUCAAGUGCCCCUGUGUGACGAGGAAAAAACUCCGGAAAGUGUUCCUUUCGUGAGAAUUACAUCGCCCCUGGUUACCAUGAGUGAGCCACGGAAGCCUGAGUCUAGGAGUGUCGAGAGCAACCAGAUUCUUGGGGACAGUAUGGAAAAGUUCAUCCAGGAACUGGACAAUAUCAGCAAAGACUCUGUGGUCAGCACAUCUACGGUGUGCUCGGAAAUCAGCGACCACGAGAAGAAG